CUGCAUGAUUUGCGAAAAUUGCAUUCGACAGCUUCGUAAUACACAACGAUUUCGCGCUUUAGUUCUAUCAGCUUUCGCCAGUGCGCCGAGUGAAUAUUCAACACGUCACUCGCAAAUGAGCGGCAGGGGAAGCUGUAGACGUAAAAUAAAGAACAAGAAACGUUCAACCGUAGAGCUGUCAAAGAAAACAACAAAGAUGUCCAUAAACAAGCGGCGAUCUAGGAAGUCUUUUUCAAAUAAUAUCACCGAAAUGAAGAGGACCAAUAUCGCUUGUUCUAUGUGUAAACAGAGGUACCCAAUGAUACUACCAGUGAACGAAUCGCACCUAUUCAUUUGCUCUCGAUGCAAGCAGAAGAGUGCACCAAGUAACAGGGUCUGCAGGAAGUGUAACAUGAUCAUGCCUUCAAAUAUGUUACGGGAACACUUAGAAAUGCAUGCGAAACCGGAAUUACGGGGUAAAAGCAGACUUUGUACGCUUCCGAAAAAGUCAACACAAAUUUUAAGAACGGAAAGCCGUUUGACGCAACUAAAACACUAUUGCACGCUAUGUCCCAAAAAAUAUGCAAAUGCACAGCAUCUGGCAACACACAUGCAGACGGACCAUAGAAAACAAGAUUAUCUAUGCGCAGUCUGUGGUAAGAAUUACAAAACGCGGGAAAUGCUUGACAGGCACAUGAGGAUGCACACGGGCCAGCCGAUUUAUCAAUGUGACAUUUGCUUGAGAUAUUUCAAGGGUAAACGAAAUUUUCAGUCGCACUAUUUAACGCAUGAAAGAUAGU
Molecule: messenger RNA, 779 nt
Organism: Colias croceus (clouded yellow)
Lineage: Eukaryota; Metazoa; Arthropoda; Insecta; Lepidoptera; Pieridae
Product: zinc finger and BTB domain-containing protein 49-like
Exons: 4
Coding region: 5-778 (257 amino acids)
Biological process (GO): regulation of transcription by RNA polymerase II
Molecular function (GO): DNA-binding transcription factor activity; RNA polymerase II cis-regulatory region sequence-specific DNA binding
Source: RefSeq, a predicted model, not a curated record